CCGAAAGCGAGACGGAGGAGUCAUUUGGUGAUGAUCCAGAGAGUGUCGUAGAAACGGGCGCAUGGGAUAAACCCGCAGGUCCUCCGAGAUUUCAACUCAACCCCAAAAACGCAAGAGAUCUCAAUGCUGAGUGCAAGGUUCCCGUUAGAUCCAUACUCGAUGACCCGCAUGAAGAGUGGGAAAAGGAACAUGACUUCGUUGACACUCUGGUUAAGCUUGUUUCCGAAUGUUUUAAGUUCAAGAAUGAAAUGUUCCUCGGCGGCCUAACUUUUGCUGAUAUUGAGCGUCUAAGGGGGGGGUAAACAGACGGUUUCAACAGAAGAGGAAUCUCCUGCCCCUUCUUCCAACAUUUCUAUUGCUAACCUUGUAGCUGCUCAAAUAACAUCUGAGAUUGGUGGUUUGGAAUCACGUAUUGUGAAGGCAAUUGAACUUGAAGUUGCUGAAACAAUCCGUGUUUCAGGUCUUGCUAGUAAAGUGAGUUCUUUCGAGUCCGCUGCUUCCAGUCUUCAGGGUAUCGACGGUAGGCUGAAUAUGACUAUUACCAGUUCCUUGAAGGCAAUUGAGGAAACAGUAAUGAAAGCCGUUUCUGAAAGCUACAACAAGAUGAUAUCAAUUGUACUUGGUGGUCAGCAAAACACGUUUGUCGUCCCAGGCGGUGUGCAAAACUCGGAGUCCCAUCACCCGGCUCCUUCUAAACCGACCAAUAAUAUUGGAGGCGCUGAUCAUGCAUACACCACUGAUGGAGCUGCAGAUGCUGUUAGAAAGGUCAUCGCAGAUUUGGACGAAGUAACUGCUGCUGCAGAGGGCUUAGGCAUUGAACCAAUCACUGAACUCCAUCACAAUGAAUCUGCUUCACAAGGGGAUAUUGACCAAUCUACCAGUUCCGUUGACCCACUUAUCAACAUAACUGAGCAUCGGGACGUUGAAGAAUCGGACUCUGAAGAGCUUCCAUCAUCUGAUAACCUUGUACCAUCAGCGGUUGAAUGCCCGUCUUUCUCCAUUGGUCUCACGCAAGAUGGAACCUCUGAUAACGUUGUUCAUGCGCAGCCAAUCGAAUUUGUCCUUCCUCAAGAAUUAGAAGCUGCCAUUCCUGCUGAGACAAGGAAAAGCAAGAGACCAAAAACAGCACCGGCAGCUUACACCGACUUCAAAUGCGACCCCAAGAUUGUGGUCCAAUAUUCCCUUCUACCCGAGCUUGACACUCUCUUUGCAGAUGUGGAGAAGCGUGUCAUGGCGAUGGAGACGGUAAACCUAUCUGAACACAUCUCUGUUUCUGCUACUGAAUUCCUCGACAUAGCAUUCAGGAGACAGCAUAUGCCAACCAAGGUUAUGGAUGCUCUUAUGGGUUAUUUAUCUUCACAGCUCAAGUCAGGCGACAAUAAGGCAAAACUCAUGCGCAUGCACUCUAGGUUUGUCAAAACAUCUGUGAAGGAAAGGGCGAAGCUUAAGUUGUUUGACGAGGUUUUCUCUACUCCUACUGCGUCUACAGCCGAGAAGAUAUAUUUUCCAUUCAACAUAGACCAGACUCACUGGGUAGCUGUUUGCGUAGACAGGAAAAACUCUUCAAUACACGUCCUUGACUGCAACGUAUUGUUGAAGACCGACAGCAUGAUGAAGAAGGAACUCAACCCGAUAGCCAACAUGUUUCCUUACGUUGGUAAUAAAUCUCCGUCUGAUUCCAGCAACGCUACCUACAAGCCCUUCUCAGUGUCCAUGUCCAAAGGUAUCCCACAAUACGCUACUCCAAAUGAUUCUGCUGUUAUGGCUGUGCUACUGAUAGACUCUCACUCCUCCGCUGGCUUAGAUGGCUGCAAAGCUGUUACACAACGUCUCCUUCCUGGUGCCGCAAAACAAUUAGCUGUUAAGUUCUUUGAUUUCAUUUCUGGAACCGAUUAAAACCUAAUCGUCCCAGUUAAAUGCUACCUCCUUAUCCAAACUCCUCGCUGCUAUUUAGUUAUUUUUCUUUUUGUUUCGUUUCAUUAGACUAAUCAG
Messenger RNA from Raphanus sativus (radish), 1992 nucleotides. RefSeq lists its product as uncharacterized. Gene Ontology annotation, molecular function: cysteine-type peptidase activity. The transcript has 6 exons. Bases 532 to 1896 code for a protein of 454 amino acids. The record is from RefSeq and is a predicted model, not a curated record. Lineage: Eukaryota; Viridiplantae; Streptophyta; Magnoliopsida; Brassicales; Brassicaceae. Gene Ontology annotation, biological process: proteolysis.